AUGGCUUCGUUGCGGGUCUCCGCGGGGACAAAAAUGAAGGCUUCCAACGAUGGAGACGCCCCUCCUGCUAAGAAGGGCCCCAUUUUCUAUGGGAGCCUGGAGGAGAAAGAGCGCGAGCGGAUUCUGAAGGGCGAGUCGGGGAUGAUGGGCAAAGAAGCCGUCAAAGCAGCCAUUGAGGCGGGCAAUAUCAACAUCUCCACCGGCGAAGUUUUUGACCUGGAAGACCACAUCAGCGAGCGUCAAGCCGAAGUCCUGGCCGAAUUUGAGCGCCGGAAACGGGCGAGGCAAAUCAACGUUUCCACAGACGACUCCGAGGUCAAGGCCUGCUUACGGGCGCUCGGAGAACCCAUAACGCUGUUUGGAGAAGGGCCAGCCGAAAGGAGGGAGAGACUGCGUAACAUUCUCUCGGUGGUUGGUCCGGAUGCCUUGAAAAAAACCAAGAAGGAUGAUGAAAAAUCCAAGAAGUCCAAAGAGGAGUAUCAGCAGACUUGGUACCAUGAAGGGCCAACCACCUUGAAGACAGCCAGACUCUGGAUUGCAAAUUACUCUCUUCCACGAGCAGUGAAGCGGCUGGACGAAGCCCGUUUGUUUAAGGAGGUGCCCGAAGCCACACGGACAUCCCAGAAACAAGAGCUUCACAAAUCUUUGAGGUCUCUGAAUAACUUCUGCAGCCAAAUUGGGGAUGACCGUCCGAUUUCCUUUUGUCACUUCAGUUCCAACUCCAAAUUCUUGGCCACGGCCUGUUGGAGCGGCCUGUGCAAGAUAUGGUCAGUGCCAGAUUGCAAGCUUGUUCUCACUUUGAGAGGGCAUAAUACCAACGUUGGCGCCAUCGUCUUCCAUCCCAAGGCAACCAUCUCAUUGGACAAGAAGGAUGUCAAUCUGGCGUCCUGCGCAGCCGACGGCUCUGUCAAGCUCUGGAGUCUAGAAAGCGACGAACCAGUGGCUGACAUAGAAGGUCACACGGUCAGAGUGGCCCGGGUCACUUGGCAUCCUUCUGGCAGAUUUUUGGGCACCACGUGCUACGACCACUCCUGGCGUUUGUGGGACCUGGAAGCCCAGGAGGAGAUCCUUCACCAGGAGGGGCACAGCAAAGGGGUCUACGAUAUCGCCUUCCACGGUGAUGGCUCCCUAGCUGGCACCGGCGGCCUCGAUGCAUUUGGCCGCGUCUGGGACCUGCGCACCGGCCGCUGCAUCAUGUUCCUGGAAGGACAUCUCAAAGAGAUCUACGGGGUCAGCUUUUCCCCUAAUGGGUACCACAUCGCUACCGGCAGUGGAGACAACACCUGCAAAGUUUGGGACCUUCGCCAGAGGAGGUGCAUUUACACCAUCCCCGCCCAUCAGAAUCUGAUCACCGGGGUGAAAUAUGAACCGAAUCACGGCAACUUCUUGCUGACCGGGGCCUACGACAACACGGCCAAGGUGUGGACCCACCCUGGCUGGAACCCCUUGAAGACCUUGGCCGGACACGAGGGCAAAGUCAUGGGUCUGGACAUUUCCUUGGACGGGCAGCUGAUUGCCACCUGCUCCUACGACCGGACCUUCAAGCUAUGGAUGGCAGAAUAAGCCGGGUAUUUCCCUUCUCACGUCCCUGGGGGUGACCCGGGUUAUUUUAGGUCGGGGAGAUCCGAUCACAGGUGGCGUGCGGAGUCCGCAGACCAUCCUCCUCCU
Messenger RNA from Protobothrops mucrosquamatus (brown spotted pit viper), 1668 nucleotides. It is a transcript of the gene PRPF4, whose product is annotated as pre-mRNA processing factor 4. Gene Ontology annotation, biological process: mRNA splicing, via spliceosome. NCBI's taxonomy places the organism in Eukaryota, Metazoa, Chordata, Lepidosauria, Squamata, Viperidae. The transcript has 14 exons. Gene Ontology annotation, molecular function: protein binding; U6 snRNA binding; U4 snRNA binding. The coding region runs from base 1 to 1563 and encodes 520 amino acids. The record is from RefSeq and is a predicted model, not a curated record. Gene Ontology annotation, cellular component: U4/U6 x U5 tri-snRNP complex.